UCCGUCCAGCCAUGGCACGGCAGGCCCGGGGGCCGUGCUGGCCACCGGUGGUGGCCUGGGCUUCCCCCCCGCACAGCCUGGCCCGUGUGGUGGUCUGGGAGUGGCUGAACGAGCACGGGCGCUGGCGACCUUACUCGGCUGCUGUUUGCCACCACAUCGAGAACGUGCUGAAGGAGGAUUCCCGUGGCAUGCGGUGGUGCUGGCCAGGUCGACGUCCAGCUGGCACCUACGUCAUCGACCUCCAGUCCAUGCACCAGUUCCGGCAGGACACGGGGACCAUGAGGCCCGUGAGGAGGAACUUCUAUGACCCCUCCUCAGCCCCUGGGAAAGGCAUUGUGUGGGAGUGGGAGAAUGACAACAACUCCUGGACUCCUUACGACAUGGACAUCUGCAUCACCAUCCAGAACGCCUAUGAGAAGCAGCACCCUUGGCUCGACCUCUCCUCCCUGGGCUUCUGCUACCUCAUCUAUUUCAGCAGCAUGUCCCAAAUGAACCGGCAAACCCAACGCAAGCGCCGGCUGCGGCGCCGCAUGGACCUGGCCUAUCCCCUGACCAUGGGCUCCAUUCCCAAAUCCCAAUCCUGGCCGGUGGGGACCAGCACGGGGACACCUUGCUCCUGUCCCCAGUGCCUGCUGGUCAACAGCACCCGAGCUGCCUCCAACGCCAUCCUGGCUUCCCAGCGCCGCAAACUCUACCCGGGAGCCGUCCGCCAGAGCAGCACCUUCGCCGGGACAGCCCUGUGGCCAACGGGGACAGGGACGGUGGCAGGGACAGGUGGCACAGUGAAAGGUGAAGGGCUGAGGGCACCCAGUGGGGCGUUUGCCCCCAGCCAGAGCGUGCCCGGGCUCAACAACCUCAACAGACCCAGCACACAGCGAGGGAGCGGGCUCAGCACCAGGGCCACUGUCCCCCCUGGGGUCCCAGCCCUCCCUGUUAAGAAUCUGAACGGCACCGGUCCCGUCCACCCCGCCCUGGCAGGUAUGACAGGAAUCUUGAUGUGUGCUGCUGGGCUGCCCGUCUGCCUGACCCGUGCCCCCAAACCCAUCCUGCACCCCCCGCCCGUCAGCAAGAGUGACAUCAAACCUGUCCCCGGGGUCAACGGCAUCUGCAGGAAAACCAAAAAGAAGCACCUGAAGAAAAACAAGACCCCCGAGGACGUGGUGCGUCGCUACAUCCAGAAGGUGAAGAACCCCCCGGAUGAGGAUUGCACCAUCUGCAUGGAGAGGCUGGUGACCUCCUCGGGCUACGACGGGGUCCUGAGCCACAGGGGCAUCAAGGCAGAGCUGGUGGGCAAGCUGGGCAAGUGUGGGCACAUGUACCACCUCCUCUGUCUGCUGGCCAUGUACAACAACGGCAACAAGGAUGGCAGCCUGCAGUGCCCCACCUGCAAGGCCAUUUAUGGAGAGAAGACAGGCACACAGCCCCCCGGGAAGAUGGAAUUCCACCUCAUCCCCCACUCCCUCCCUGGUUACACCAACUCCAAAACCAUCCGGAUCGUCUACGACAUUCCCACCGGUAUCCAGGGCCCAGAGCAUCCCAACCCUGGAAAGAAGUUCACGGCACGGGGGUUCCCUCGGCACUGCUACCUCCCCGACAACGAGAAGGGAAGGAAGGUGCUGAAGCUGCUGAUCGUGGCCUGGGACCGGAGGCUCAUCUUCACCAUCGGUACCUCCAACACCACGGGGGAGUCAGACACAGUGGUGUGGAACGAGAUCCACCACAAGACCGAGUUUGGCUCCAACCUGACAGGUCACGGCUACCCUGACCCCAACUACCUGGACAACGUCCUGGCCGAGCUGCUGGCCCAGGGAGUCUCUGAGGCCACCCUGAAGGACUGAGGCAAGGGUGAGGGGCUCCCCACCGUCCCCUCGCCCCCG
Messenger RNA from Calypte anna (Anna's hummingbird), 1877 nucleotides. It is a transcript of the gene DTX1, whose product is annotated as deltex E3 ubiquitin ligase 1. The record is from RefSeq and is a predicted model, not a curated record. Gene Ontology annotation, molecular function: ubiquitin protein ligase activity; zinc ion binding. Lineage: Eukaryota; Metazoa; Chordata; Aves; Apodiformes; Trochilidae. Gene Ontology annotation, biological process: Notch signaling pathway; protein ubiquitination. Gene Ontology annotation, cellular component: nucleoplasm.